GAUUCUGGUCAAUUGAGGGGUUAAGUUUAGUGUACAAAAGGGCAAUUUUACCCUACAUUAUAAGAGAGUUGAAUAGUUUGCAGUGAAGCUCUAGGGUUGCAAUGGCUGAGGCACCAGUACUGGGGGCAUCAGUGGCCUGUGACACGUACAAGGACUAUCUUGUGCUGGGCAGAACAGGAAUGGGCAAAAGCACCACAGCAGACAGGUUGCUGGUUGUAGACUCUGUAGCAGGUGCUGAUGACGUGACUCCUGUAGAAAAAGAAGGUGGUAAUACACAGCUAGAUGAUAUUCUAAUAUGGACACUCGGCGGACGGAGUGUGGAGGAUGUUGAAAAGCGUGUCAAGUUCUUUUUGGGAAAUAGAGCUGUCGGUUUGACUAUGGUUGAUCCUGAAAAUACGAGUCUAGAUUCUGCUGCUAAAGAUUGUGUUCUAUUGUCGAAUGAGAAUACUAGGAUUCGUGUUCUCGAUGUUCCUGGUUUCCACUCUUCCUUGUCUUCUUCUCAGCAAGUAGCUGCCCUAGAUCUACAAGUAGCCAAUCAAAGCAACCUAGGCAUCAUGAGGCAGAUCCUUCGAAUACAAGCUAUCAAAAAGCUGCGCUUUCACCGCAUUAUUUACUUUCUGCCUUAUCGUGGUGUUUGUGAGAGAGCUGAUAAAAGCUUCCAGGAGGAGAUCGAGGUGAUGUAUCAUUAUUUUGGUCGUCUUAUUUUUGAUUCAAUGAUUGUUAUAGCCACAGAACGUCGUCAAAAGAGCACGUUGAAUGCAAUCAACCAAGAAGAGAUUGAAGAAAUUCGAGUAACACUCAAUCGUAUCUUUCAACUUGCCCUCGCUAAACCUGAUCAAAAUCCAGAUGAAGUUCAAGACAUCCCGGAGCCUCCAAUCAUUUAUCUGUCUUUGGAGGAAUCCAACUCUGAUGUACUAAAACGAUUGCAAAAGACAGAAGUAGCAAACAUGGAUGGAUUACAACUGCACCUUCACGAGAACACUUGCGCUUGUUGCUCCCUAAAGCUUGGUGUGUAUAAGACGCCAACUGGUUUCGAGCCAGUUUCGAUUCAAGAAAGCGAUGGCAGCCUGUCGCCCUACGACCAAUCUCAGUGCCACCCUCUCAUCAUACCAAAGUAUAGUAAGGUGGAAAAGUUCUUUGGAGGUGUGGCAUAUAUUGUGUUGCUUGGAAUCCCGUUACUGGCUGGCAACCCUUGGCCUGGGUUUUUCAAUCACGACGAAGAGUGUGCAAAAUGCAAGAAGCCUCCUGGAUCUCCCGGCUGUACUCUGAUUGACGAGGAAUGGGUAACGGCAGGGAACAGGAUUAAAGUCGAUCACAAGUGUGAAGUAGAAGUACAAUCAUAGCUUACUUGUUUUACAAACAUAUUUAUUAGUGGAGUAGAUAAAAUACAUGUUUAGUAGUUGUGUUUUGUCAAUCUUCUUUUCUCUUACCUUUUUGUUUUGUUACUAUGGAUAUUGAAUGAUAAUAGAAUGAAGUAA
Messenger RNA from Halichondria panicea, 1478 nucleotides. RefSeq lists its product as uncharacterized. The transcript has a single exon. NCBI's taxonomy places the organism in Eukaryota, Metazoa, Porifera, Demospongiae, Suberitida, Halichondriidae. The record is from RefSeq and is a predicted model, not a curated record. Bases 102 to 1343 code for a protein of 413 amino acids.